AUGAAGAAAUCGAACAAGAAAGACAGUAAAGACACUCCAGAUGAUGAGAACGCACUCAUGUUUAAGCCAGGCACACUGGUGCUUGCACAAAAUAAAAGUAAUCUCUAAGUAGACAAGGAAUGGAGGGAUGCCAAAAUAGUUGAGACAAGAAAAACUAAAAAUUAUUCCUCUAACCCUAUCGAGAGCAAUUUAGAAUUUUACGUCCAUUACGAAGCACUUAACAGGCGAUGAGAUGAAUGGGUCACUUAUGACAGACUAAAGCUAUGAGACGAGACUAUGUCCAAAAGAGAAUCCACAAAUGAUCCCCUAAUUGAGCAUGAUGAGCACGAAGGAUUAGACGAGAAAAGUCUGGCUAUGCAUGAAGAGCUUACUAGAUUCAAAACUAUAAGCUUCAUUGAAAUUGGAAAACAUAGGUGCGAGACUUGGUAUUUUUCACCUCUCCCAGACUACUUCCAAAACAUUGACACUCUUUAUAUAUGUGAGUUCUGUUUAAGCUUCUUUAAAUAUAAAUCAGAGCUUAUCAGGCAUGCAUGCAGAUGCACUUUGCAACACCCAAUGGGGAAUGAGAUCUAUAGGGAAGGGAAUAUCUCAGUUUUUGAAGUUGAUGGGGCAAGGAAUACGCCUUAUUGUGAAAAUUUGUGCUAUAUAUCUAAGCUGUUUUUAGAUCAUAAAAACUUGAGCUAUGAUGUUCUGCCAUUCUUGUUUUAUAUUCUGACAGAAGUUGAUGAUUAUGGCUGCCAUAUAGCUGGAUAUUUCUCAAAAGAAAAACCUGGCCCUCAGUAUAUUCCAGGGAAUAAUUUAUCAUGCAUUUUGGUGAUGCCGUUUAUGCAAAGAAAAGGAUAUGGGAAGUUUUUGAUCAGCUUUUCUUAUGAAUUGUCAAAAAAAGAGCAAAGAAUGGGGACCCCAGAACGACCGAUUUCUGAUUUGGGGUAUGCUUCUUACUUCAGCUGGUGGAGUGCAGAGGUUAUUAACUCCCCCCUUUGGUUAGUUAGCAAAAAAAACUUUAAUAUAAGUAUUUUCACAAAAUAAUUCUAUAUAUAAUUGAUGAGAAAGAGAUCUUUAGGUAAAUAUAUUAAAUUUUAAAGAGCUUGAAUUUUAAAACAUAAAUUAAAUUAAUUAGAUUAUUGAUUUUAAAUAUUUACAAAAUAGAUUUAGAAAUUUGCUUUUAUUUAUAUUUUUAAUUAAAAAAUCAUCCUUUAAUUAUAUUAAUUAUUGCUCAAGAAAUCAAGAAAUUAUAUUUAAUUUUAGGCAGCUAGCUUUUAAAAAAUGAUUAUAAUUAAAUUAGAUUUCAUUUCAAAUCUUUACAAUUUUUGAUUUUAAUAUUUUUCUGUAUAAUUUUUUUAACAGCGAGCAAGAAAUUCUUGCUUAGCAGGAGUAAGUGCCUUGAAGAAAAUCAAGGAGAGAUGCUGUCAAUAAAUGAUAUUUCACAGAAGACUUAUAUUUUGCCAGCGGAUAUUAUGGAAGUUUUAGAGAAGCUUAAAAUUUUGAGGUAUAAUCAAGGAAAUUAUGUCUUCUAUAGCUAAUGAACCUUUAUGGAUCGACUUCAUUGAAAAUGUAACUGCUCUAAUGGACUUCUCUUCUUUUGCAUCUUAGACCAGAUUCAGAUUAUAAUAAAAAGGUCCCUAGUUCAAUAUAGUUUUAUAUAAUUAUGUUUUUAAAAUUAGUAUGAAGCUCGGCAAAAUAAAGCCAGACAUAUUUUACAUUCAAAAUGUUUCUUCUCUCUUUAUGCUUGAAAAAUAGUUAUUUAGCGGCAAAAUGGCUUAUAUGGAAUUAAAAUGACUAGUCAAAACAUUUUUGACAAGUGUGAACUAUUUUUACAAUUAAACUAGCUAAAUUUUAAAAUGGGUUUAAUAUAAAACUAAUUUUAAUUUAAGUUACCCUUUUAAACUAAAAAUUAUCAGUAUCUUAUCUAUUUUCCUAUUUUCAAUAGAAUAUAGAUUCGACAAUUAAGGAAAUAAAAUUCUUAAUGCGUAAUCACAAUAAUAUGAAGUUCCAGAUAAGACUGCAUAAGGUGAAAAUAAAAAUUUUACGGCUUAAGAAAAUCAAAAUGAGAAAGUGACGAACAAAAAAAAUAAAAAAUUCUAUGUGCACUUGUCCAGAAAGCAGAAAAUAAAGCUACAAAUGAUUGCUAUUCUCAGUUAGAAUAUGAAGUUUGAGAUAGUGCCGAGUAAGGUGAAAUAAGAAUUUUAAAUUUUGUCAAAGAACCAUUUUUAAAUGUAAAAUAUGCCUGACUUUAUUUUGCCUAGCUUCAUACUAAUUAUUAGAAAUAUUUUCAAAAUAUUAAAAUAGCAAUUAUAUAAAACUAGAUUGAACAGGAACAUUUUUAUAUUUUCUAAACAGUUAAGGGUCUGGUCUAAGAUGUACAAGAUGAGAAGCCCAUUCGAGCAGUUACAUUUUCAAUGAGGUCAAUCCAUAAAGAUUCAUGUUCUAUAUACAAACCCAGAAUUUUUAACAAGGCUUAAAAAGACAACUGGAAACCCAGGAAGAUUAGUUUACCCAGAAAAUCUGCACUGGACGCCAUUAAAGAUUAGUUAG
Molecule: messenger RNA, 2535 nt
Organism: Blepharisma stoltei
Lineage: Eukaryota; Ciliophora; Heterotrichea; Heterotrichida; Blepharismidae
Source: the annotation of a GenBank genome assembly